This is a messenger RNA of Plenodomus lingam JN3, 2169 nucleotides long. RefSeq lists its product as uncharacterized. Gene Ontology annotation, molecular function: carbohydrate:proton symporter activity. Lineage: Eukaryota; Fungi; Ascomycota; Dothideomycetes; Pleosporales; Leptosphaeriaceae. Gene Ontology annotation, biological process: carbohydrate transport; transmembrane transport. The record is from RefSeq and is a predicted model, not a curated record. Gene Ontology annotation, cellular component: membrane.
AUGGCUCGGUUCCUUGGUCUUCGAGGCACUUCGUUGGCGACAGCUAUCAGUGCGACGUGCGGAUUGUGCUUCUUAUGUUUUGGGUAUGCGCAGGGUGUAAUGGGUGGCCUUUUGACGGUGCCAGUGUUCUUGGAGAAGUUCCCACAGGUUGAUCUUCUUACUGAUUCUUCGUUUAAAAAUGCUUGGGUCACUGGUCUCACUGUCGGGGCUUGGAAUCUUGGAUGCAUCAUCUCCGCCAUACUUGCAAUCUUCAUUGGUGAUCUUCUUGGACGUCGACGCACACUAAUACUUGGUCUAUCGCUUUGGAUCGUGGGAGAGAUUAUUCAAACAGCAUCAGACAGCUUUCCACAGUUCGUCGUUGGACGUGCCGUCGCAGGUUUCGGUAAUGGCUUCACUACCUCCACUGCCCCUGCAUACCAGGCAGAAUGCGUCAAGUCACACCGAAAAGGCACUAUCCUUAUGAUCAGUGCGGGAGCAUUCGUCUCUGCCGGCUACGCUCUUUCAUACUGGUUGACAUUCGCCUUCGCAUACCUCAGCACCUCAUCAGCAGCAUGGCGCGUACCGAUCGCUUUCCAAAUCCUCUUCGCUCUACCAGCCAUUUCGAUGCUAGUCGUCCUACCAGAAUCACCCCGAUGGCUAAUUCUGACCGGACGCGAACAAGAAGCACUCACUGUGCUCGCAGCACUGAACGACGGCGAAGCAGACGACUUCGCGACAAGGGACGAGUUUUUGCAGAUCAAAGACGCCAUAUUGAUCAUGACGCAGGGCUCAACAGCGAGUUUAUUUUCGAAUGAAGAGCGCAGAGGUUUCCAUCGUGUGGUGCUGGCCUACUUUGUGCAAAUCUUCCAGCAAGGAACGGGUGUCAACCUUGUUCUUCAAUACCUGUCUUGGAUCUUCUUAACGCGGAUGAGCUACUCGGGCUGGCUCGCUCGACUACUCGCCAGCUGUUCUGCAACAUUGUACUUCCUUGCCUCGUUCAUUGCCGUUGUGGGUAUUGAUCGGCUUUGGGGCCGACGCUCGCUGAUGAUGUUUGGGUCGGCAGGUAUGUCUGGGUGCAUGGUGCUUUUGACAAUCUUGCAGUAUCUAUGGUGGGAGCACGAUGUCAAUGCUGCUAGGAUCACUGGAACUGUGGCUCUCUUCGGCUUUUCGGUCUUUUUUGCUAUCGGAUGGCAAGGUAUGGCUUGGUUGUACCAGGUUGAGAUCGUGCCACUGAGAAUCCGUGGCCCAGCCAAUGGAAUCAGUACCAGUGCUAACUGGAUUCUCAACUUUGUCAUUGUCUUCAUUACACCAAUCGCCUUCCAACGCAUAUCUUGGCGCACAUGGAUCAUCUUCGCCGUCACCAAUGCCGCCAUCAUUCCCCUCAUCUACUUCUUCUACCCGGAAACCGCAUGUCGCUCCCUAGAAGAAGUCGACGUCAUUUUCCAGCUUGCCAACGAAGAGCCCGGAAACCCUUGGACGAACGUCGUCCACAUCAGUCAAAACGAGCCGCUCUGGUUUGGUAAGCGUGGCGAGAAUCGCAAAAACUUCAACUAUGCAGCGAGCAGUUGGCACAAGCGCUUCACAAACAGCAGUGCUAGCAGCAGCGGCAACGAAAGGCACAGCUACACCAGCACACAUACACAUCGUGCGCCCCAAAUUUCACUAGACCAAGAGCCAGACCCAGAAACCUUCAUCACCCCAACAUACCAAGAACCCCCUAUAGAUCCCCGUCGUAUCAGCUCACCACCACUCUCCCCGACAACAACCGCCUCAACAGCAAUCCACUCCCAAACAAGCAUGCACACCAACCCACGCAAAACAAACAGCGAGGCCAAUCUCUUCGGCCUGGGCUCAGCAGCACCCACAGUACCUACCCUACCACCCAACAGACACAGCAGAGAAAGCGAAGACAGUAUUCACAGCGUAAACCCCGAAUGGUGGACCGAUGAUCUCGCGCCCAAACCCCUCUCCUUGCGCUCCCGAGUCUCCUCGCGAAACCAAUCGCACCAGAUACAAUGGCAUUCGCGCUCACAGAUCCAGCAAGGUUCUCGUCCAGAUACAGCGGAGAGUUGCAACGGCUUGGCUGGGGAUAAUGGUGGUGGUGGCACUGGUGUUGGGGAGGAGGGGAGGGCGCGGGAUGUGAGGUGGAGGGAGAGUGUGUGGAGUAUGGAUUCGCUGGAUGGGGUGUAA